Molecule: messenger RNA, 2777 nt
Organism: Bombus impatiens (common eastern bumble bee)
Lineage: Eukaryota; Metazoa; Arthropoda; Insecta; Hymenoptera; Apidae
Gene: Nep5
Product: neprilysin-4
Exons: 16
Coding region: 355-2601 (748 amino acids)
Biological process (GO): protein processing
Cellular component (GO): plasma membrane
Molecular function (GO): metalloendopeptidase activity
Source: RefSeq, a predicted model, not a curated record
UUCAAGUUCACGUCUAGAGCGCAUAACCAUUGGCUUAACCUAAGCGAAUCGUUUCGUAGUCUACAAAAUAUUCGAUCGUUUACAAAAUCUACAACAAAGAAACUUCAUUAAAGCUUUACGAGGAUAUAGCUAAGAGAAGUAACAAGAAGAAGUAGCAUGUGCGAAGUACCGUUUUAAUGGAGCAAGACACGUGGUUGGGGUGAAUGUAACAACGGCACAGGUGAAAAUAGACGAGUUGUUCGACGUAACGAGAACCACUGGCAAAGCAGGAAAAUGUGAACGUAUGGACAGCCCCCGUUGUCCCUCGAGGUUGUUCAGUGUCGUCAGUUCGAUCCGGUCACUGGGCCAUUCACCAUGAACGAGCGCAAAGAUGAAGUAAAUUCGAUUUACACGAUCGCCAGCAACCAGAACCUGGUACCGAUAAGAUCCAGGCACGCCUACUUAAAGAAACGACGGUACGUAUCGUAUUUAACGAUGAUUAUAUUGUUCCUCCUGAUGGCUUUAGCCGUUAUAGUGGCCCUGGUGUUUAUUAUACUUUAUGCAACCUACAGACCUGUGGAACUUUGCGAAACUGAAAAUUGCGUCCGCAUAGCUGCUAGUUUGAAGGAAUCUAUGGAUACUUCUGUAGAUCCUUGUGACGAUUUUUAUAAAUACGUAUGUGGAAAAUGGUCAGACGAACAUCCUAUACCCGAUAAAAGUUUGACGAAUUCAUGGUUCGACGAGCGUAGAGAAAGAAUGUACAGGAAAAUAAGAGAACUCUUACGAGAUAAUACCACAAACAGUGAUGUACCAUGGGCAGUGUCACAGGCAAAGAUAUUGUACAACAGCUGCAUGGACGUGCACGCGAAAAAUGAAGUGGGACUUGCGCCGUUGUUCGAGUUAUUGGAGGAGCUCAAUUUACCUUCGAUUCCUGCGGGGCUUACGAAGAAGACAAGCGGUUAUAUCGAACAAAUAGCCAGGGUGAAGAAAGUUCUGGGAAAAGAUGUGUUUUUCGGUUUCGACAUUAUUCCUGAUCCUCGAAACACCAGUAAUAAUGUCAUGCUGUUCGAUACACCGAUUAUGACAAAUCCGUUACCCAACGAUAAGGAGCUUGAGAAACGACUGCAUACGAUCAGGUCACGCUUCCGGAAGCUGGACGACGAAGAGGAUAUGUUAAUGAUGAGUAAGCUGACGAAGGCAGAGAUGAUGUACAUGAGCGACGUAAUUAAGCAAAUCGUGAAUAAUGGAACUCUUGAUACUUGCUCCUUAAAGAAUGAAUCAUCAUUUCCCUACAAGGAAGAGCUAGAGGAUGUAGUCGACACGCUUUACGAUUUAACUAGUACUUUCUAUUACAUAUCGCGUAUGGAAAGCAAUCAAAGCAUUUGGGAAAAUGAACCAACCGAUGAUGAUUAUAUGCUGGUAGACGAUCUUCAGAAGUUGACUGACGAGUACGUGUCGGAAGUUAAUUCGACACUUACGCCCAAACCAUUAUGGCGACCGUUCAUUGAGCUAGUUUUCAAGGAUAUUGACACUUUAGACUUGAAUAAGACAGAUAAGAUAUUAGUAGGUGAUUUGGAAUACAUGAAGGAAAUUGCUCUAAUGCUGGCUCUUACCGAAGAAGAAGAAUUAGGAAUGGCGGUCUCGUGGUUGUUCGUGGAUCCAUCCUUUCACGAAAACAAGGGCAAGAAGGUGUUUGAAAUGCUGGACGACAUAAAACAAGCUUUCGCCUCGAUGGUUUCGCGCACCGAUUGGAUGGAUCGGCAGACAAAAAUGGCCACGAUAGAGAAAAACAGGAAAAUGGAAUCUCAAAUUGGCUUUCCAGAUUGGUUGUUCGAUGAAAAAGUGCUUAACGAAUAUUACGAAGGCAUAGAUCUCGCGGAAACGGAAUAUUUGAACAAUAUAAUUCAAAUUGUUCGAUUGAUGUCCUUGUCUGAGUUGGAAUGCAUCCACGAUAUUAAUUAUAACAACAUGUCGUACUGGGCGACUGAUCCGACAGAUGUAAAUGCAUUUCAUACCUAUCAAUUUAAUCAUAUAACUAUACCAGCGGGAAUUCUUCAAUUCCCUUUUUACGAACUGGGUCUCGAAUCUCUGAAUUACGGUGCCAUCGGAACAGUGCUCGGUCACGAGUUAACUCACGGAUUCGACAACAGUGGAAGACACUACGAUAGCAAUGGAAACGUGAGGCAAUGGUGGACCAAUGAAACUAUUAUAAAAUACACUGAAAAGACUGACUGUUUUAUACAUCAUUAUAACAGCUAUUAUGAAGCUGAAGUAGAAGAUUAUAUAGAUGGUGAACGUACAUUGGGCGAAAAUAUAGCCGAUAAUGGAGGUCUCAGAGAGGCUGUCGUCGCUUACGGAAGAUGGAAGGCCAGGCACGGUCAAGAGCCUUUUCUUCCGGGAUUCACUCACCUUACUCACGAGCAACUUGUUUUCCUCGGUUUCGCGCACGUUUGGUGCGAAUCCUACACACCAAAAUCUUUGAAAUGGAUAUUACAAGAUUCCCAUUGUCCUGGGCACGUGAGACUUCUCGGGGUUCUCAGGAAUUCAAAGGAAUUCAGCGAAGCAUGGAAAUGUCCUGUGGGAUCAAACAUGAAUCCUUCAGAAAAAUGCAGAUUGUGGUAAUGACACAGUUCUUCGAACAAAGUUAUUUUCAUAGGAAUUUUCUGAAUCUUCUUCCCCCAAAAUAAUCAAACUUUUAUACUUGUCUAUUAUCUUAGCUAAUACCAUCGAUUGUAACAAAUAAUGUAACCAAGACAAGUAGUUUCAGUGACAAGUGUAUUAAAGUAUAGAGCAAUUGU